Messenger RNA from Aureococcus anophagefferens, 2628 nucleotides. RefSeq lists its product as hypothetical. The record is from RefSeq and is a predicted model, not a curated record. The transcript has 4 exons. NCBI's taxonomy places the organism in Eukaryota, Pelagophyceae, Pelagomonadales, Pelagomonadaceae. Bases 1 to 2628 code for a protein of 875 amino acids.
AUGAUGACAGCUCGCUGGCUCUUGUGGCUGCCCCUGGCGACCGCCGCGUCGCCGGUGCCGGACCCCGAGGUCGGCGCCAUCGUCGACCAGGUCGCGCGGCAGUUCGCCGAGGCCAACGGUCGGGGGUUCGAGGGCUGGGAGCCGAAGCUGCUCAAGGAAGCGGCGAGGAACUACCACGCGAAGAUCACGCCCAUGGCCAUGCCCUGGCCCGUGGACCAGGACACGGCGGAGACCUUCGUGCCGCCGGAGGGCGUCGAACCGCGCGUGCCGAACAUCGCGCACUGGGCCUGGCGGUCCGGCGACGCCGACUGGACGAUGGCGCUGUCCGUCGUCAUGGCCAGGGUCGUGCAGCGCGCGGAGACGCUCUACCUGCACACGGGCCCGCUCGGCGACGGCGACUGGAGCUACACGAGCCCGCGGACGGCGGCGGGCGCCGAGGCGCUGAAAUGCAUCCGGGCCGCCGGCGCGACGGAGUACGCGCACGACGCGGACCCGACGCCCGACCCGAGCGGGCGCCACCCCUGGGCCGAGGUCAUGCACCACAAGCCGGGCCACGACUUCAGCAAGCAGACCUUCGCGCACGUCUCCGACGUCAUGCGCCUCUACACGAUCCUAAAGCACGGCGGCAUCUACCUCGACCGCGACGCGCAGGGCAGGACAAGGGUGAUUCAACGCGACGCGUUCCUCCACAAGCGCGUGGACCACUACCGGUGGAAGUACGACGCCGUGCUGGGCCUGGAGAUGCAGAACUUCGAGCGGGACCACGCGGCGAACUUCGGGUGCAUCAUGGCGGCGCCGAACGCGUCCUACUUCCGCUACUUCUGGGACGGCGCCGGCGACCCGUCGUACGUCGACCUGUCGUACCGCGUCACGUGGGGCGGCUGGGCCCACGACUCCUGCCGCAAGUCCUACGCGCUGGCCAUCAAGCGGCCGGACCUCGUCCACAUGGAGGCGCGGCUCCUCCAGUACCCGUUCCCGGGCCACGGGCCCGCGCGCGGCAACCAGGUCACGGACGAGCUCCUCGCGCUCACGGAGAAGGCCGAGGUCUGCCACAUGAGCGGCUUCAUGUGGCACGGCGGCCGCACGCAGCAGCUGACCAUGAAGCCGAGCAUCUGGGGCAGGGUCAUGUGGCCCAACGUGCUCAGGGCCGCGGCCGCGGCGCCGCGCCUCGACGCGGACCUCCUGGGCUGCGUGUCCUGGCUCGGCGAGAAGCUCGUGAUCUUCUCCGUGCCGUCGGCCUGCUUGAUCGUGCCCGUCGUGAUGCACGUCUCGCUGUCGAUGAACCAGAGCUCCGUCUCGUUGAAGGCGCCGCUGUCGAGCUUCUGCUUCUCGAGGAUGAGCCGCUGCUCCGUGUCGAAGCGGAUGAGCUUGUUCGGGUUGUGCUCCCGGUCGCCGCCGCCGCGCGACGGCGCCGCCGCCGAGGAGACGAAGGACGUCGGCGACGCCGGCGGCGUCGGCGACCGCCUCGACGGCGCGCUCGACCGGUCCCUGGCGCUGCGCCGCGGCGAGGCGCACCGGGGCCGCAAGGGCGAGCACGGCCGCCGCGAGCCGCCGCCUGACGCGGCGGGCGCGGAGCCGCACCGCGUCGCGGACGGGCGGCCGACGACCGGCCGCGACGCGAUGAAGCCCUCGGUCUUCGAGGCGCGGUCCAUCCCCUUCGUGCUCCGCAAGCUCCACGCCUUCGUCCUCGCGCCCGCGCCGUCCGGCGGCGGCGUCGUCGUCCGGUGCUUCAUCGAGCGGAACCGGAGCGGCCGCCACGCGCUCUUCCCGCUCUACAAGCUCUACGCGGACCACGAGGACGGCACGGGCCGCCUCCUCGUCGCCGCGCGCAAGCUCCCGGGCAACGGCACGUCCCACUACGCGUUCUCGACGUCGCCCGCGGACCUCUACAAGGCGCGCGGGAACCGGAGCCGCCACUACCUCGGCAAGCUCCGGGCCAACGGCGCGACGUCGGAGUACACGCUCUUCUCCGCGGGCGACAAGCCACCGGCGGGCGCGGCCGGGGCCGGCGCGCGGCCGCCGCGCGGCGACCCGCCCGGCGACGCGCGGUGCGAGAUGGCCGCCGUCGCCUUCAGCUCGAAGCGGUCCGCGCCGACGAACCCGCGGCGCAUGGAGGUCGCCGUGCCCCAGACGCGGUGGCGCCCGCGGAACGCCGACGACGGGCCGAGGCACGACGACGACCUCGACGACGGCGUCGUCGCCGUCGCGUCGUUCCGGCCCGCGCGCGACCAGGACUCGCUCUGCCACACGCUGAACCUGGCCCAGGGCCAGGGCGCGCAGAACGUGCUCCACGCGGACCGCAUCGCCGUGCUCCACAUGCGCGAGUCCAAGUACGACCCGCUGUCGUCGUGCCUCGUCGACUUCAAGGCCCGCGCGAACAUGGCGUCCGUCAAGAACUUCCAGCUCGUCAAGUCGUCGCCCGUCGAGGACCACAUGAAGAAGGAGUACUUCGCGCCGGGCGGCGAGGGCGCGCGCGAGAACCCGAACCCGGACGCGGCCCAGCCCAUCAUCCUCCAGAUGGGCAAGGUCGGCAAGAACUGCUUCAACAUGGACUACCAGUUCCCCAUGUCCAUGCUCCAGGCCUUCGCCACCUGCAUCGCGCGCUUCGACACGCGCGUCGCGACCUAG